Messenger RNA from Lutra lutra (Eurasian river otter), 3912 nucleotides. RefSeq names its product carbohydrate sulfotransferase 9 (gene CHST9). The transcript is spliced from 5 exons. Gene Ontology annotation, cellular component: membrane. NCBI's taxonomy places the organism in Eukaryota, Metazoa, Chordata, Mammalia, Carnivora, Mustelidae. Bases 218 to 1492 code for a protein of 424 amino acids. The record is from RefSeq and is a predicted model, not a curated record. Gene Ontology annotation, molecular function: sulfotransferase activity. Gene Ontology annotation, biological process: proteoglycan biosynthetic process; carbohydrate biosynthetic process.
CCCGACGGCCCGCGGCGGGGAGGAGUCCACCGAGUUUGCCCCGGAGCGCGGGGAAGUUUCCCGCGAAGCUCCGCUCCCGGAAACGGGGGACCAGCCGGCGGCCGCUCGCGAGGUGGCUUCAUGGAAGGAUUGCUUCCUAGAACAAGAAAGGAUCAAAGCUCCCCAGAAAAACAAAUCAUGAGGUCUUCAGAAAUGAGGGGAAAGGCAGCCAUCUGAAAUGGUCAUGAACCCCAAACAAGUCUUCCUCUCGGUGCUCAUAUUUGGGGUAGCGGGACUGCUCCUCUUCAUGUAUUUGCAAGUCUGGAUUGAAGAACAGCACACAGGGAAAGUGGAGAAGAAAAGAGAACAAAAAGCAACUUCAGUGACUAGAGAAAAAAUCCAGGAACAUGUCACCGACCAGAACUCCAAGUUCCAUAUAACUGAGGCUCCCAAGGGAAAAAAGGAAAAUCUUCUGCUCAACUCUGAGAGGCCAACUAGGCUCUUAAGGAAGACCAGCCACCCACAAGGAGAGGAUGGGGCUUUAGGUAAGACCACGGGGCCACCAACAAUUAAGCUGAGUGAAAAACAUGAAGGAAGUAGGACUGUUUUUAAGAAGUUCAACGAAAUGAAGUGGCCGUUGGACAUCCACCCUUUAAACAAAAGUUUAGUCAAAGACAACAAAUGGAAGGAAACAGAUGUGGCCCAGGAGACACGCAGAUCUUUCCUUCAGGAGUUUUGCAAGAAAUAUGGUGGGGUGAGUCGUCCUCAGUCACAUCUUUUUCAUAUGGUAUCCAGGAUCUACGUGGAAGAUAAACACAAAAUCUUAUAUUGUGAGGUACCCAAGGCUGGCUGCUCCAACUGGAAGAGAAUUCUGAUGGUACUGAGUGGGUUGGCUUCGUCUGCAUACAACAUCUCCCAUGAUGCUGUUCACUAUGGGAAGCAUUUGAAGAAACUAGAUAGCUUCGACUUAAAAGGGAUAUACACUCGUCUGAACACCUACACCAAAGCUGUUUUUGUUCGUGAUCCCAUGGAAAGGUUAGUGUCAGCAUUUAGGGACAAAUUUGAACACCCCAAUAGCUAUUACCAUCCGGUAUUUGGGAAAGCUAUUAUAAAGAAAUAUCGGCCAAAUGCCUGUGAAGAAGCAUUAAAUAAUGGAUCUGGAGUCAAAUUCAAAGAAUUCGUGCACUAUUUGCUGGAUUCCCGCCGUCCCGUAGGAAUGGACAUUCACUGGGAGAAGGUCAGCAAACUAUGCUAUCCGUGUUUGAUCAACUAUGAUUUUGUAGGGAAAUUCGAAACUUUGGAAGAAGAUGCCAAUUACUUUUUACAGCUCGUGGGUGCUCCAAAAGAGCUGAAAUUUCCAAACUUUAAGGAUAGGCACUCUUCUGAUGAAAGAACCAAUGCUCAGGUCGUGAGACAAUAUUUAAAGGAUCUGACUAGAACUGAGAGACAAUUAAUCUAUGACUUUUAUUACCUGGACUAUUUGAUGUUUAAUUAUACGACUCCAUUUUUGUAGUUUGCAUUCAUUUUCUAAAACCCUGUAUUUACCCCAUGAUGAUGGCCUCCAAUCAGCUAACUGUAAUUUUCCUACCAUUCUCUGUAAGAGAGAGAAUUUAACUAAGUGCAGUUGUUUCAAUUUAAUGAAGAUUUUUCCCAGAUAGUCCGACACCAAUUGGCACAAAGUUAUAGGAAAAUUACCUUACAGAGACGUGUAAACAACUUGAGUUGCUCUCAAAUGUUUGGGAAAUAGCUGCUUUUGCAUUAUGGAUUAUAUUAUAGAAGCAAUAACCUAGCCAGCUGCUGCAUUAGCUUCAACAGCCUCUUGCAAUGAUAGGAAAAGGGAUCUAAAAUAGCAUGAGUAUAUGUCUACAUCCUGGAAUUUGAUGUCUAAAGUGCAUGGAUGUAUUUUUAGCAGUCUGUGACAUACUACCUGCACACUGGAGAGUUUUCUGACACCCCGGAAAUCUUCCUAUCAACUGUGAUGAUAAAUCAAUUUUGAAAUAAUAUUUUGGACCUAGGCAUUUCACUUUAGAUAGGAAGGCGUAUGUGAUUUACAACAUGAGAAUAUAGCAGAAAAACCAGAUGAGGCUAUGGCUUUUUAUAUUCAACAGCCAAUAAAAAAUUCAGAGCAUGCUACGAUCAAAGCGGCAACAACAACCUUCCCCUUCCAGAAAAACUUAAGGGAAUUGAUUCUGUUUUCUUUUGAGCCCUCUGUGCAGAGACAGAAUGAGCAUAACCACUAAAGGUCUUCGCUUCUGAAGCGGGUGGUUGAGAAGUUUAAGCCUCAUCAGAUAUAAAUGUGCUCCUAAUUCUGGUUUAAUUGGGCAGAAGGGAAAUUGUUUCAGGAUGGAAUAAUCAUCAAAAACAAAGUUGCCCUUCUGAAUGGCCUCAAACAAUAACAAAGUUUUAUAAGAAUAUUAUUUGAAUCAAAGCAUCAUGUGCGUAGCUUUCUUUGCGGAAUGUGCUCUAAGAAUAGCUUUUGUUUCCAGUCUAAUUACUUAGCUUGGGAAUGACUUUUUAAAAACUCGUAUACCACUUCAAAGAUAGGUUAUAUUCUAGAGAAUAAACAAAAUUAGAGCCCUAGACACAUUUUUAAUAGGCUUAUGCAUAAACAAAUUAAGGUAUUUUCUUUUUAAGUUUAAAUAUUCUAUACUAAUGCAAAACACCAUUGCAUUCAAAUAUUAAAUCCAAGUUUUUGGAAAAUAGGACCAGGUGUCACCCCUAUCAAAAGUCGUAAUGCAUUUUGGAAAUUUUUUCCAGCAGACCUUAAGUUUGAAGACACAUUUAGAUGGAGAACUUACUUUAAUUGGUUGACUGUUGCUUUGAGUUGAGAAAACCACAUAUCAUUCAAACCCUGUUUAAAUGCGGCUCGCAAAUACGUUCUUCUUCCCAAAUGAUCAUUGCUUCUCAUCAGUAAAUACUCAGUAAUGUUUCUCAGAGAAAAGUAGGCAUUAAUAUUUAAAUAUUAAUAGACCAAGCUAGUUAUAGUUGUACUUAUUUCAUUCUGAUUUUCCAUUUCAUGGCUGCGUAUUCAUGAAUUGCUUUACUCCACACAUGCCUACUUGUCCCAUCUGUGUCUCCCGACAAGUACGAAACUACAGCGGGCUCCCUGAUCAUAAGUAUUAAACCUUCUAAGCUAACCUUUUACUACUUUCCACUCCAUUUACUCUUGCCUCUAGACCAUACACUUAAACUGUGCUCUCUGUUUUUAAGGAGUUUUACUCUAGAGUAAUCUAAAUCGUAUAAUUUAAAUUUUGCUGUACCAUGUAGAGUGGACUCCUUGUAACUUGGAAACAUUGAAAUGAUCUUUUUAUGGAGGAAGAGAGGAAUAGAAACUAUGCCAAGAAGCCUGAAAUUUUAUUCCUAAGCCACACACACAAAAACCCUAGUUUUUAUAUGGGUGGAAUCUAUUAUAAAGUAUAGAAGCAAUUUUCUCAAUGUUAUUCCUAAAACCUUAUAAGGAACCAAAAAAAAAAAAAACCUUCUUUUCAUAACUUCAGAAGAAAAAAAUGGAAACAGGUGUCCUAUCUUUCUCUUAUUAGCAUUUCUAACACACUUAUGAGGAUGGAGUACAUAUAUGGAAUAUGCAUACAUAUAUGUAUGUGUGUGUGCAUACAUAUAUAUGUCUAUAUGACACACACAUGUAUGUCUAUAAUACUGUUUGGCACAGGUGGGAGAGAAGAGGGCUGUUGCUUUCCGUUAAGGCUGUUCUAUGCCUUCCGCUGUCUGUUCUCCUUUCCGUACCCUUUCCACUUAGCCUACAUAACCAGAGGUUGUCCUUCAGUAAUGCUCUUCCUGAAAGACUCCAACACCAGCAAGCAUCCUGUGUGGCUGUGAGUUCCAGGGGCCACAUGUUAAAAAGAUCUUAUGAAGGGGGUGCCUGGGUGGCUUAGCUGAGCAGCUGACUCUUGGUUUCAGCUCAGAUCAUGAUCUCAG